AUCGCCUUCGAAUGAUAUCCGUGAACAGAUUAUCAUUGAUCUAUUACUAGUAUCUUUGGGACUAUCGCAGAAGUUGCUCAAACACGCAGAAAGUUCCAAGUCUAGAAUGCGCCAAGGAUUAAAACAAGGCAUAAGAUCUACUAAACAACACAUACAACAGAAUCCACCGCAAAAAAUAGUUCUUCUCCUGAUGGAUCCUCCAUACUUUCUAGUUUCUCACGCGCAGACACUCUGCGACAUCUUCAUCAAUCUAGCUACUUAUGAUGCUCGCUAUCGAGCAGUCUUAUGUCGUCUCGCAAGACACUUGGAACUUUCGUCGUCUUUGAUUCCGAAUCUUAAAAAGUCGAUUGGCCAACAAUUGUAUUUUAUGCAGCAAGAGGCAUUAAAACCAGAACCAGGUGGUGGAAAAGAGACUAAAAAGGCUGACAUUUACAAGGAUUUGGAUGUGAGUGCUCUUCAGAAAUUUUAG
Paraglomus occultum is the source of this 469-nucleotide messenger RNA. The record is from the annotation of a GenBank genome assembly. NCBI's taxonomy places the organism in Eukaryota, Fungi, Glomeromycota, Glomeromycetes, Paraglomerales, Paraglomeraceae.